Messenger RNA from Symbiodinium natans, 3978 nucleotides. Lineage: Eukaryota; Dinophyceae; Suessiales; Symbiodiniaceae. The record is from the annotation of a GenBank genome assembly.
AUGCAGUCGGCUGCAGAGGUUGAAGCAGCACCUGUUUCGACAGCCGAAGGCCAAGCGAAGGAGGCUCAUUCCGACGGUGCAAUUCCCACCACCGGCUUUGACAAGGAGGCGGAUGCAUCAGCCAUGCGUUCAGAAGCGAGCAAGGUGGAGGAGAAGGUCCAAGCACCCGGCAAAGCAGAUCCCGUCUCAGCAGCUGGCAGCGGCACACAGGAAACUGCUGGAUCCUCUGCCGGCGCGGCUUCUGCCAGUGCCAUGCAGUCGGCGGCAGAGGUUGAGGCAGCACCUGUCUCGACCGCCGAAGGCCAAUCGAAGGAGGCUCAUUCCGACGGCGCAAUUCCCGCCACUGGCUUUGACAAGGCAGGCAAUCUGCCCCUGCCCGUUGAAGCAACACCCGCCUCGACGGCCGAAGGCCGAUCGAAGGACACUCUCGUGGACGGUGCAGUUGCUGGUGCGGUUGCCUCCACCGGAGUGGACAAGGAGGCAGUUGCAUCAGCCACGGCUACAGAAGCAACCAAGGUGAAGGAGAAGGUCCAAAUGCCAAGCGAAGAUCCCAACGUGGCAGAAAGCGAUGGCACAAAGGUUGAAGCAACACCCGCCUCGACGGCCGAAGGCCAAUUGAAGGACACUCUUGUGGAGGGUGCAGUUGCUGGUGCGGUUGCCUCCACCGGAGUGGACAAGGAGGCAGUUGCAUCAGCCACGGCUACAGAAGCAACCAAGGUGGAGGAGAAGGUCCAAAUGCCAAGCGAAGAUCCCAACGCGGCAGAAAGCUCUGGCACAAAGGUUGAAGCAACACCCGCCUCGACGGCCGAAGGCCAAUCGAAGGACACUCUCGUGGACGGUGCAGUUGCUGGUGCGGUUGCCUCCACCGGAGUGGACAAGGAGGCAGUUGCAUCAGCCACGGGGACAGAAGCAACCAAGGUGGAGGAGAAGGUCCAAAUGCCAAGCGAAGAUCCCAACGUGGCAGAAAGCGAUGGCACAAAGGUUGAAGCAACACCCGCCUCGACGGCCGAAGGCCAAUUGAAGGACACUCUUGUGGAGGGUGCAGUUGCUGGUGCGGUUGCCUCCACCGGAGUGGACAAGGAGGCAGUUGCAUCAGCCACGGGGACAGAAGCAACCAAGGUGGAGGAGAAGGUCCAAAUGCCAAGCGAAGAUCCCCACGUGGCAGAAAGCGAUGGCGCAAAGGUUGAAGCAACACCCGCCUCGACGGCCGAAGGCCAAUCGAAGGACACUCUUGUGGACCGUGCAGUUGCUGGUGCGGUUGCCUCCACCGGAGUGGACAAGGUCCAAAUGCCAAGCCAAGAUCCCAACGUGGCAGAAAGCGCUGGCACAAAGGUUGAAGCAACACCCGCCUCGACGGCCGAAGGCCAAUCGAAGGACACUCUUGUGGACGGUGCAGGUGCUGGUGCGGUUGCCUCCACCGGAAUGGACGAGGAGGCAGUUGCAUCAGCCACGGGGACAGAAGCAACCAAGGUGGAGGAGAAGGUCCAAAUGCCAAGCGAAGAUCCCAAAGUUGCAGAAAGCGCUGGCACAAAGGUUGAAGCAACACCCGCCUCGACGGCCGAAGGCCAAUUGAAGGACACUCUUGUGGACGGUGCAGUUGCUGGUGCAGUUGCCUCCACCGGAGUGGACAAGGAGGCAGUUGCAUCAGCCACGGGGACAGAAGCAACCAAGGUGGAGGAGAAGGUCCAAAUGCCAAGCCAAGAUCCCAACGUGGCAGAAAGCGCUGGCACAAAGGUUGAAGCAACACCCGCCUCGACGGCCGAAGGUGCAGUUGCUAGUGCGGUUGCCUCCACCGGAGUGGACAAGGACGCAGUUGCAUCAGCCACGGGUACAGAAGCAACCAAGGCGGAGGAGAAGGUGAAAUCGAAAGUUGCAGAGGAUGCUGCUGAUGGGAAGAAGGCACCAGGGGCUGCUCAAGAAAUGCAAAAGCAGACUGCGCCAAGCAGACACACAGAGGCCAGAACCACUCACGUUCCCAAACAGGCGCCAACCGACAAGCCUGCCUCUGGCGACGGCAGCCAGGCAAGUGCAGCAGCAAAGGAUGCUUCCAAGCAGGGUCCAAAGCGCAAGCCCAGGCUGCACGCUUUGGGCUUGGGCGCCGUGCUGAACCUGGAGCCCAAUGCAGAUGCCAACCAGGGGGAGGAGAGGAAGCGAGCAACAGGCCUACUGACGAAGAAGGCCGACUGUCAGAGACCGCGACUAAAGAGGCUGCUGAGCAAGAGCUUCGCAAAGACGAGCAUGGCGAAGAGAAGCAGGACAGUCAGGAGCAACCUGCAAGUUCCACCGGAGACGACCCUCAGGAUCGGAAGCAGGAGCGGAAGCGGAGGCUUCGCUCACUCGGCCUGGCUGCUGCACUGUCACUGGAGGAGCAGCCUCAAGGAGGGGAUCCAGAACCAGGUGCCUGCUGUCUUGGGCUCGACAAAGGCCACCGAGACGGCCGAGGAUAAGGCUUUCGCUGAGCUACAAGCCAAAGCCAGGGCCAAAGCGGCCCAGACCUCGGUUGAGGACGUGACCACCGAAGAUUCCAAAGAAGCUGCCAAGUCAGAACAGAAGGCUGCGGCAGCGGCACCGGCUGCAGCGGCAAAGGUGGCAGUGUGGAAAAACAAGGGCGAGGAGGCACGAGCCGCGGGUGAAGCUGCAGCCGCGGCAGCGCUGGGCACUGGGCGAGGUGCCACUGAGGCUCGGACGGACAGGGUCCGGGCAUACGUGCGGAAUGUUGGAGCCCGUGCAGCCUCGGACAUUGUGUCAUGGAGGCGAACCUUGCAUUCGGCACCAGAGUUGAUGUAUCAGGAGUUUGAGACUUCACGCCUUGUCCAGACGCAGCUGGGUGCCAUGGGCGUGAAUUUCACAGCGGGCUGGGGCGUGAACACGCGUCCAGAUCGCAUAGUCGGUGCUGGCGGCACUGGCGUUGUGGCUGAGAUUGGCCAUGGCCAACCAAUCGUCGCGCUCAGGGCUGACAUGGACGCGCUGCCGAUCCAGGAAGAGACCGCCGUGCCGUUCAAAUCUAAGAACCACGGCCGCAUGCAUGCGUGUGGGCACGAUGGCCACACCGCUAUGCUACUAGGAGCUGCGAAGGUGUUGACCACCAUUUCGAAGGAAAGCCCAUCAGCCAUCCCAGCUUCGGGUACGAUUCGCUUGAUAUUCCAGCCAGCAGAGGAAGGAGGUGCUGGAGCUAAACGGAUGUGUGAGGAGGGUGCCAUUCGCGACGUCAAGCGCGUUUUUGGCUUGCACAUCUGGCCCACGAUGCCAAGUGGCACACUGGCCGGUCGACCUGGCCUGGCGAUGGGUGCUGCGGAUAACUUUGAUUUCCGCAUUCAUGGGCGAGGUGGGCAUGGUGCUAUGCCCCAUCUUUCCGUUGAUCCAGUGGUGGCGGGCACCGCUGUCGUUCAAGCAGCACAGGCGAUCAUCUCUCGCAACACGGAUGCCUCAGACUCGGCAGUCAUCAGCAUCACGAAGUUUCAUGCGGGCGACGCCCCCAAUGUGAUUCCAGCUGAGGCAGCUCUUGGUGGCACAAUCCGUGCCACUUCGAGUGAGAAGCUGAAUGCUUUGCGAGCCCGGUUGAUGGAAGUAGCGGAGACCACAGCCCGAGCAUACGGAUGCACAGUUUCUAAUUGGACGUUCAUGCCGGAUCCAUUCCCACCGACCAUCAAUGAUGCUAACCUGUGGGAGUGGGUGGUCCAGGAGGCGUCCACAGGUCCCGGCGCCUUUCCUGUUGUAACCGUCCCUCCGACCAUGGGCGCUGAAGACUUUGCGUUCUACGCUGAGGAGGUCCCAGGCGCAUUUGUGUUCCUUGGGCAAGGCACUGGGCAUACCACUGCCGCGCCAGUUUCAGGUGAUUUUCCAACAAAUGUGUCAGUUCAUAAUCCUCGUUUCAAUAUGGAUGAGAACGUACUUCCAUUAGGAUCCGCCCUCUUGGCGCAUUUAGCUUUACGCUCCCUGGAAAGCCUGUCAGGCCCCAAGCACGAACAGGAGUUGUAG